AUUAAUCAUGUAUGAUAAAAUUUUAAGGGUUUUUGGUAGGAUCAUACGAUUCUACGAUCCGAUCCCGACCGAUCCGAUCCUGACCCUAAAUCGAUUCUACGUAAGAUUGCGAUUCUACAAACUAUGGUCUAAACCAUUUCAGCAAGUCGAGCCAAUGUUCUCAGGUUCCAGCAUACCAGAGUUCAUUUGGAUUUCAGGACGACCCAGUGCCUACUUAGUCUAAACCAUUUUAGCAGGUUGAGCCAAUGUUCUCGGAUACAUUCGAGGGCUCUAAUAAAGAAACCCUUAGGCAAGGAUUUGAAGAGAUCAUGCAUGAAUUAACUUUACAUAUGCAACAAUAAACCACUCUUAACCUUCAGUUCCAACGGCAAAAUGAUGCAAGGAUACAAGAUUUACAAAUACAAUUAUAUCAUAUUGCAUUAUCCAUCAGCUAGCUACAAGCAUGAGACUCCUCUAGUUUUUGUGUUGUGAUGUUAUAGUUGUAGAUAAUUCUGAUGAUAUUAUUGUUGCAAAUUCUGGAAGCAAAAAUUUGUUUGACACUGUUGAUAUUAUAGGAAUUGAAGUUGUUGAUAAUGAAAGUGUAGUGACUUGCAUGGUGGAAGUAAUGCUCCAAAAAUCACCUCUUUUAGUUGCACCAUCAUCUAAACCAAAUAUUGAUGAGAAGAAUAUAGGGACUUGUGCUGUGGAGGCAAGGCCCAAGAAUCAUUUCCUUCAAUUAUACCAGCACCUUAGCCAGAGCCAAAAUCACAAGAGGAAGUCACAUCCACUCUUCUAAAAUCUUUAGGUACCUAUGUUUAGUAUUCCUUUUGAUUUUUUGAAAUAUUCCAUGGAGAUACCUAUAAUUGAUUUUAUUGGAUGUGAUUCAUUUUUCGAUGCAUGUUGUUUAGAGAUUGAUUCUAUUUCAUCUAUUUCUUACCCUACAUGCGUGUAGGAGGUGCUCUCUUUUCUUGGCCUUGUAGGUCGACAAAAAUCAAGCUUCCGAAGUGGGUGCUCCAAUUGAACCGCCUCCAACCUUCGGGAAGUACUUUCAAAGAGCAUAGGAUGAAGGGAGCAGUCAUGACUUCAACAUAUAGCGUUCCACUUCCGGAGUGAAUUUUGUACCUUAACCGACUCCAACCACCGGAAAGAACUAUUCCAUUAUUCUCAUGGAUUCUAUUUCUAAAUUUCCUACAGUCGCCUGGAAUAAAAGGGAGUUCGUUCUUUGUUUGUCUUUUCACUUUAUACUUUACGUUUUUUUUACACUUUGCUUUUGCUUUAUACUUUACAUUUUGUUCGGCUCAUAUUUCAUUUGGUUUUGAAUAAAUAUCUCCCUAUGCAUUCCUUCAUAAUGCCUUGAGAAUCAUAAAAGCUAAUUAAAUUUGACCAUUUAGUUUUGGAUAUUUUUGCAUGAGUGAGUCUCUUACUUGCGUUUGGUCAUGUGUGUGGUGAUGGAUUCUAUCUUGAUUGAUUGAGUGUGAUAGAAAAAAAUUACCUAGUGAGAACCACUUUUAUGCCUAUUAUUGAUCUUUUCUUUUAUGUGAUGGCACUCAUGGCAAUUGAUAUUCUAUAACUUGCUUUGCUUCUUUGUGAAACCACGGUAGCAUAUAUAAGCAUGAAUAUGAUGAAGGCUAUUUUUCUUAUUUACUCCUUUUAUUUCUUUUCCUAUCACAUUUUUGUCUUCCAACAUAUUUACUUCACAUUUAGUUGAAUAAUCCAUAUUUUGGUCUUUCAUCAUAUUUGCUUUGUCCUUACCUCUUUGAGAGUUUUGGUUGAUAACAUGAUGAGUUGCCAAGAUGGACAAAUUUUAAGUGAGGGGAGAAGUGCUGCAUGUUGUGUGUUCAUAGAGGUAACCUAUAUUGGUCUUUCAACUUGAAAUAUUUUCCAUACUUUUUCAAGUAUGGAGUUCUAAAUCAGUUUUUGGAGGAGUACAAAGUGGUUCAGCAGAUAGGUGAUUUUGCAAGGGUUCUGGAAAUAAUUGAGGAAGAUUUUCUGCAUAAUUCUUUUGCUGGUGUGCCAAUCUGAAACUGAUGAGCCACAUGCUUUGGCAAUUUUCUGCACAAUGUUUCCAGUAAGUGCUCAGAAUUCUGUGAUUUCUGCAAUUCUGUGUUGCAGAAACAGAUUUGAAGUGUUGAUUUCUUAAACUGUGUUGUUGCUGGGGCAUUGGUCUUGUUUGGCUUUUCAACCAUACAAAAUGAGUGUAGUUCACCAGCCAACCAAGGAAUAGGAAUCAUUCACAACUGAGGAGAGUACAUCUGAAAUAUUCAGUUUCCAAAAAGCUGAUAACUUAGUCCACAGCUUCUAAAAUUUUCUGAAACUUCAAUUUCAUUUGCUACAAUAACUUGAUUGGUUUUCUAUCAAUGCAAUAGGAAUGCACUUCUCAAUUGAAGUGGAAAGGAGUGUCAGCUGCUAAAAAAAACAAAGAGAUCAGAACAGCAAACUUAUCAGAAUCUGAAUUCUGAAAGCAGAAUUCAUGCUGCUGCUGAGUUGCAGCUUAGUUCCUGUUGCUGGGACUGAAAAAAAAAAUGCCAAAUCUGAGUUUCAGAAAUUGCUGAGCAGUUGAAUCACUUUCAUGGCUUUUUCAUUCUUUUUCUAUUUGGCUGGAAUUCAAAGAAAGAGAAAAAAAAACACAAGAAAAGGGGCUGCUGGAUUGUGCAGCAGUGAGGAACCUAAGAGUUAUGUAUCAUUGAUAGUUUGUGCCAAGUUUUCUUGCAAAUCUUUAAUCAGAAGAAGUUUAAGUGGAGCUCUUGCUCUCUUAUUAUCAUUUGGUGUUUCUUUCUCUCCAGUCCUUGUGAUUCAAAACCUGAAAAUUUUCCGGCAGCUGAUUUCUGAAACUAAAUCCAGAAAGUUGAUAUCUGUCACUGCUGAGAAGAAGUUGAGGGGUUCAAUAUUGACCAUAUUAGUUGGAGUGUUGAACUACCUGAGAAACAAAUCAAAUUCAGGGGAUUUUGAAAUGCAGAUGUUAUGAUUGAAGUUAGUAUGAAACCUGCGAUUUCUAGAACUUGACAGAACUUGAAAUUUCUGAAAUUCAGUUGAACAAUUCUGAUGAAGAGUUAACUGAUGUUUGAACAGAGGCUUGCAGAUUCAACAGUGAUGCACAUGCUUACAACUUUUUGGAAACUGAUCAAUUACACUUGAGUGUAAAGAAACCAAGUUGAGUCUAUUGCAUUUUCUGUACAACAAUUUCAGGAUUCAGGGUGUCCAGAUUACUAACAGACCAUGAAGAAGGUGGAAUUGUAAUGACUUGGGCUGUUGGGCAAUGGAUUGAGACCUUUUCACUUUUCAGAGAUACAGGAACUACCAGACCAACCACAGCAGCGGAUUUUAAAACAAAGACUCAUACAUCUUCAAAUCUUUUAGGGAGAAAGGCGUGAUUGAGAAUGUCUUUGCGAUAAGCAUGCAGAUUAAUCAAGUGAAGAAGAAGUGCAUCUGAGUUGAUAUCUGUUACUGCUGAAAACUGAAUUUCUGAUUCCCAGAAUUCAGAAAUAAUUGUCUAAGUCCAUAUGCCAUUUCUUGUUGAAGUUUCUUACCAGCAACAACUUCAAGAAUUCCAUAAGCUGAAUUUGUCAGAGUUCUUAGUUAAAUGAAGUUAGUCACUCCAAGUGUUGGGAGAUCAGAAUCUCCAUCUUUGAUAGGUUCUAUGUGAGUUUGAAGAAUGAGAUAAGAAAUAGCCAAUAAAUCUGGAAUGAAUGUAUCAAUUUGAAUAUGUUGUGUGCCAAGAGUAAAACCUUUUGAGCAUAGCAAUCAAUAUUUAUAUGCUGGCAACUUCUUGAGAACAUGCCUUCAAAACUGAUUGUUGAUUUCUGAAGAAUGCAUGAGCUGCAAUUCUGAAGAAUGGGAUCAGUGAAAAUGUAGUGUUAGGAAACAAGAAAUUGGAAGCUGCUGUAAUGAGAAGUAAUUUGUUGCAGAUCAAAUGAAGAUUGGUAGUUUCAGUUUGGAAUCGAGUUGGAAUUUGCUCUGUUACCUCAUGCUAUUAAGUCUUAAAAACCCCAUUGAGCUGAAUCCUAGUUUUAAUUUCUUGAACGGCAGAUAAUCGAUGGAAUUAAUCUGAUCUCUGAGGAAAAAAAAAAAAAAAAACUGGGUCAGCAGAGUUUGUCAAGUCAGAAUUUGGUGCUAGAAUGUUUGUUAUUUUUGAAUAGCAGCAAUCUGAAUUUGAACUUCUAACAUACCAGUGCCAAAUAAUACCCCUCAUCCAAACUGAAUUCUAUUUGAUUUUAACUGAAGCCACUUAAGAAUCUCAAUUCUGAAACUUAGGCCUUAAUUCUGAAAAUUCUGGUUCUGAGUUCUAAGUUCUGAAGCUUUGAAUUUCAGAAACUCCCUAAGAUUUCUGGAACUGAUCUAGGAAAUAUGAAAAUGCAGAAAUCCUUCAAGCUUGAGCCUAAACUAAUUUAUGAAGAUCCUGAAACUAGUUAGAAGCUGUAAUUUUCAGCAUUGAACAACAGUUCUGAUUUCUGAGAUUUUAAACCAAGAAACUUUGAAAAAGCAUCACUUCCUCAUUGAUUCAUGGUGAAGUCAUAGGGAGACAAUCCCUUAUAUAAAUCUAUCGGUCAACACAUCAUGUUUAUUCUUCCAAUACUUUUACUUUCUCAUUAAUUCUUUUCUUACCCACUUUGUUUGCUACACUUAGUUCUUUACCUCCAUUUCAAUUCUUGAUAAAUCAUUUUGAUUCAUGCAUGCUAUGCAUUUACAAUGGUGGAAAAGUAGAAAAUAAGCAAGCCUAUGGUAGUUAAAUUAUUGUGAAUAGCUCUUGAGGGAAACUCCGUCUUUAUAUAUGUUUUUGAGAGCUAGAGAUGAAAUACUACCUUGUGAGGCUCUUUUGAUGCUUAGUCUACUCAAGUAGGUUGAAAUCACCACAGUAGUGUAGGAAUUGGACUCAUGAUUAUUUUGAUCCUUGCAAACUUGAUGAUCCUAGGUAAUUUUCUUUUACUAUCUUUAAGGUAUUGUUAAGAAGUUGUUUGACAAAUAUUUUAGCAUUUUUUAUUUUGUUUGCUUGUCCAGGACGUGCAAGAAUAAGUGUGGGAGAAUUAAUAACUACCAUUUUAUCACAUAAUUUUAGCCUUUAAUUUCCAUGUUUUAAUCCUAUCAUAUGGUUAAUUAUUGAUUCUUAUCAUGUUUAUUGAGUUGGAUUCAUAUUAUGGGUUUUAUUAUAAUUCUUUCUAUUUUUAUAGAUUUUUACUUAUAAUUGUGUACUUUUAUCUUGUAGGGAUUGAACUCAAUUUAGACCAAAUUGAACCUAAAGUCAUGAAUCAAGGAAAAGUCCAAUCUAGAGAAAUUUGAGUCGUUAGAUCAAAUCUGAAGUAAAAUAAUCAAAGGGCUCAGAUCUAAUUAAUUUUGGCCGUUCAUCAAGAUCUGGUUAAUUUUGAUCAAUCUGUAUAGAUCUGAGCCGCUCAUCUUGAUCCAACCAUCUUGACCUUCAAUGGAAACUUAUUUGAUCUGGAUCAUCCAUUUGGAUUGCAUCUGAUCCGUGAGCUCAAAUCUAGAAGAAUCUCAGUCAUCCAUUCAAAUGCAGUUCAAAUGAGAAGUUGUUCAAAUUUCACGAAGAAGAGUGGAUGAUGCCACUACCUCUUCAUCCAUCAUCGAUCAGAGCUUCCUCACCCUCAUCUUCUCAUUUCACAGACACGUACAAGGAUUCCACCCGAUGCCAUCACUACCGAGAGCCCUCUCCCGAUCCUUUAUUUCUUUGAUCCUUUAAUGCAUGGAUUUGAACAUUUGAUUGUUAGUAUGAGCAUGUUGAUGGUUGAUUGUAAUGGGUCGAUUCCUCAUGUUUUAGGUUUUACAUACGUAGUUUUGAUUGACCCUUACAAUUUGUUCACUCUUGUUAAUGCACUUCACUCAUUUAAUUCAUGCUCGUCUUGUUUUGUUGGAUCCAUUAAGUUUGUGCUCUUCAUUUGAUGUAAUUUGAUGAGGUUAGAUUAGGUUUUUGCUAAAUGCUCUAGGUUCGUUAAACACUUCUUUUAUGACGCUCUUGAUUUCUUUUCAAUUGUAGUUUAGGUUAGACUAUGUUUCUUUUACUCUGCAUCGUCUUUCUAUUAUUAGGGUUAGUUUCACAAUUGCAUUGCUCUUUAUCUAUUAGUUUAGUCCCAAAACCUAAGCCCCCAUUUCCAUAACAAAAAUCCCAAAAGCAAUAACAUUGGUUACUAAGCUAUUAAUAUUAUUUGAUAAGUAUUCAGGAUUAAUUGGAUUUAUCAAAUAUACAGCGCGAAGCAUGUCUUGAUUGUUGCAUCUGUGAGAGGCAGAUCGUCACAGAACAGAAAAUCAAUGGCCGAUCAUUUCCAUUCCAUGAAGAUGGCGAGUAACCCUAACCUUACUUGCCCCGAGUGCAGGAAGAUCUUCCCCUCGGAAAAGUCGAUGUACGGACACCUGAGGUCCCACCCGGAGCGAGACUACCGAGGAGUCAAUCGACAGGCUCCAUCGGCGAAGAAGAACCGAAAAACGCCGGCGAAAACGAGAAGAGAUCGUGCCGCGACCACUUCCGACGGCAACGACAUAGACCCUGAGGUCGUCGCCGCCUUGCUGCUUCUCUCCGACCCGGACCGGCUUCUGGAACCUCCAAGAUCCGGUUUUAAUGACCGGAACGCGCUCGAUUUGGACGGAUACCAGCCGGAAUCAACUCGCCGGAAGAUUGAUUCGUCCGGGAAUCGAAUCUACCGAUGCGAUACCUGUUUCAAGGUUUUCUCUUCUCACCAAGCGCUCGGAGGGCACGUGGCCAGCCACAACAAGAACAAGAUCGUCGCCGCUGCCUCGAUCCAUCCCGGUGAACCAGAGAAGGGAGCGGCGAUCCCAGAGCACAAGUGCAAGCUAUGCGGUAUGAUCUUCUCGAGCGGGCAGGCCCUCGGCGGCCACCAGAGGCGGCACUUCAAAGAACUGUGCCACCGUCGAGCGGCGUCGCCGUCGGCUCUGUCCAGCGGAGGAGACGAGAUCGCGAGAAAUCAAGCUUCUGCUUCGAGCCCGGAGACUGAGGAGGCGGGACCGGCGAAGCGCCGUGACUUCGACCUCAACAUGGAGCCGUUCCUCGAAUGACGAAGAAUAUUCCUUUUCAUUCUUUUGCGACGUUUCUUCAGAUUUGCAAUAAGCGCCGGUAGUUUUUGAACCCUUA
This is a messenger RNA of Zingiber officinale, 7072 nucleotides long. Its product is annotated as zinc finger protein ZAT2-like. Gene Ontology annotation, molecular function: DNA-binding transcription factor activity. The coding region runs from base 6235 to 6996 and encodes 253 amino acids. Lineage: Eukaryota; Viridiplantae; Streptophyta; Magnoliopsida; Zingiberales; Zingiberaceae. The record is from RefSeq and is a predicted model, not a curated record. The transcript has 2 exons.